UUCGCGACGUCGGCACUCGUGGUUUAUCUUUUCCGAUCGAAUAUUACUCUUAUUUGGAGCUUAUCUCGUGUCAAAAUCACAGAACCACCAUGCAGAGAAUGACAAAGCGCGGUUCCCGUUAUCGCACGAUGAGAAGGCCUGAGAAACAUAAUUACGUACUUGUCGGUGUAUUCUCGACCUAUAUAUGUUACUCGGUCAAAACAAAGAUGGUGGUUGACAUGGAACUGCAAGAAGCUAAAGAUGCUGUCCUUCAAUUGAUGAAGGAUAAAGAAAAUAUAGAAUCUAAUCUGCGAGCGCUAAAGGAGAUCUUAGAUUCCAAUCAUGUCGGUAUGGACGAUCCACUGGUGGACUCCGAAGGAUAUCCCAGGCAUGAUGUUGAUGUUUACCAAGUGAGACACGCAAGGCACAAAAUAAUAUGUCUCAGAAAUGAUCAUAAAGCAUUGAUGAAAAAAAUAGAGGAAGGGUUGCACAAAAUUCAUGCUUUAGCAGGGGGAAAUGAAACACAAGAGUCUGUAUCCAAUGUAUCUGAUAUUCAGGAGUCAGAAACACUGGAGCCUUUCCUAAGAGUGAAUUUAGUUUCACCUGGUUCACCAGCAGAAAUUGCAGGACUUCAAGUUGAAGAUUUGAUAUUGGAAUUUGGAUCCAUUCAUUGCCGAAACUUCAAAUCUUUGACAGACAUUGGAAAGUUAGUGGAAAAUAGCAGAUACAAGAUUAUCAACCUAAAAAUUAAACGUGGAUCCAAUAUCAUAAUUCUAUCAUUAACUCCACGCCCCUGGGUCGGUAAAGGUCUCUUAGGUUGCAAUGUGAUACCUCUAGAAAUAGUUGAGAGAUAAAGUUAUAACUAAGGUAACGUAAGCUAUAUGUAAAGCCACACAAACUAUAUUUUUAUGUGUGUAUCUUAUUUAAUAAAUGCAACUUUGUAAGUUAUUACUCUCCUAA
Molecule: messenger RNA, 939 nt
Organism: Cataglyphis hispanica
Lineage: Eukaryota; Metazoa; Arthropoda; Insecta; Hymenoptera; Formicidae
Product: 26S proteasome non-ATPase regulatory subunit 9
Exons: 5
Coding region: 90-833 (247 amino acids)
Biological process (GO): proteasome regulatory particle assembly
Cellular component (GO): cytoplasm; nucleus
Molecular function (GO): protein binding
Source: RefSeq, a predicted model, not a curated record